Molecule: messenger RNA, 6463 nt
Organism: Elgaria multicarinata webbii
Lineage: Eukaryota; Metazoa; Chordata; Lepidosauria; Squamata; Anguidae
Gene: STAG2
Product: STAG2 cohesin complex component
Exons: 34
Coding region: 500-4288 (1262 amino acids)
Biological process (GO): sister chromatid cohesion
Cellular component (GO): nucleus; cohesin complex; chromatin
Molecular function (GO): chromatin binding
Source: RefSeq, a predicted model, not a curated record
AAUCCCCAGCGCCGCCACCGCCGCCAAAUUAAAUAAUCCGCCCGUUUGGCUCCCUUUCCACCCCCCCGCGCCGCCGCCGCCGCCGCUCUCAAUCCGCACGCUCGAGAGACCCCCCCCUCUUGACGACCACACACAUCCGCCUCGGUUAGGCCCCUUUUAUUUUCCCGCCGAGGGUGGGGGCCCCCUUGAAGGUAAGGGGUCGAGUUGUGGGCCUUGGAAGUGAGAGAUUAAAGAAAGGCCCAGAGGGGGGGGAAAGAGAGAAGCCCGGCUCCUGAAGAGGCGAGAAAUAAAACCCGAACUAAAAUUAAAAGGAAAAAAAAAAGGCGCGCAAGACCUGCGAGGAGCCGUCAGCGCCAGUCGAGGCCUCUCCAGCCUUGGGCCCAGCGAGGUAUCGGCUACUACAAAAAGAGAAGAAAGUGACAACCAAGUACGCUUACCAUCUACAACUGCUUUUUGAAUGUAUUUCUAAUACAGUAGUGUUCCAGAAGAUGAUAAAGAAAUGAUAGCAGCUCAAGAAGCAACAACUAAUCUUGCUCUGCUUCAGGAGUCUGAAACCCAUUUUUCUUCAGAUACUGACUUUGACGAUAUUGAAGGAAAAAACCAGAAACCAGGGAAAGGAAAGACCUGUAAAAAGGGGAAAAAGGGGACAGGAGAGAAGGGGAAAGGUGGAAACGGAGGAGGGAAACCUGGUGGUCCAAAUCGAAUGAAUGGGCAUCACCAGCAGAAUGGUGUGGAAAACAUGAUGCUGUUUGAAGUUGUUAAAAUGGGCAAGAGCGCUAUGCAGUCUGUGGUGGAUGACUGGAUAGAAUCCUAUAAACAUGACAGGGAUAUAGCACUUCUUGAUCUCAUCAACUUCUUUAUUCAGUGUUCAGGCUGCAAAGGGGUUGUAACAGCAGAGAUGUUUCGACAUAUGCAAAAUUCAGAAAUAAUUCGGAAAAUGACUGAAGAAUUUGAUGAGGAUAGUGGGGAUUAUCCACUUACCAUGGCUGGUCCCCAGUGGAAGAAAUUUAAGUCAAGCUUUUGUGAGUUUAUUGGAGUCUUGGUCCGGCAGUGUCAGUAUAGUAUCAUAUACGAUGAAUAUAUGAUGGACACAGUCAUUUCGCUACUCACAGGACUGUCAGACUCUCAAGUCAGGGCAUUUCGACAUACUAGCACACUGGCAGCUAUGAAACUGAUGACUGCAUUAGUGAAUGUGGCAUUAAAUCUGAGCAUUAAUAUGGACAAUACGCAGCGACAAUAUGAAACAGAACGAAAUAAAAUAAUUGGAAAACGAGCAAAUGAUAGACUGGAACUCUUGCUACAGAAAAGGAAAGAGCUUCAAGAAAAUCAGGAUGAAAUAGAAAAUAUGAUGAAUGCGAUUUUUAAAGGUGUAUUUGUUCAUAGAUACCGGGAUGCAAUAGCUGAAAUAAGAGCAAUCUGUAUUGAAGAAAUUGGGAUUUGGAUGAAAAUGUAUAGUGAUGCCUUUCUUAAUGACAGCUAUUUAAAAUACGUGGGGUGGACAAUGCAUGACAAGCAAGGGGAAGUAAGACUCAAAUGUCUUACAGCUUUGCAAGGACUUUACUAUAAUAAAGAACUUAACUCCAAAUUGGAACUCUUCACCAGUCGGUUCAAGGAUAGAAUUGUGUCUAUGACUCUCGACAAAGAAUAUGAUGUUGCAGUACAAGCAAUAAAACUACUUACUCUUGUUUUACAGAGUAGUGAAGAAGUUCUGACUGCAGAAGACUGUGAAAAUGUCUACCAUCUGGUUUACUCAGCUCAUCGGCCAGUAGCUGUAGCAGCAGGAGAAUUUCUGUAUAAAAAGCUUUUCAGUCGCAGAGAUCCUGAAGAAGAUGGAAUUCUUAAAAGAAGGGGAAGACAAGGUCCAAAUGCUAACCUUGUCAAGACAUUAGUAUUUUUCUUUUUGGAAAGUGAGUUACAUGAGCAUGCUGCUUACUUGGUGGACAGCAUGUGGGAUUGUGCAACUGACCUCUUGAAGGACUGGGAAUGUAUGAAUAGUCUUCUGUUGGAGGAGCCACUCAAUGGAGAAGAACCUUUAACAGACAAACAGGAAAGUGCACUAAUUGAAAUAAUGCUGUGUACCAUUAGACAAGCAGCUGAAUGUCAUCCCCCUGUAGGAAGAGGCACAGGAAAGCGGGUGCUUACAGCAAAGGAGAAAAAAGCACAGUUGGAUGACAGGACAAGGAUCACAGAACUUUUUGCUGUUGCACUCCCUCAGCUAUUAGCAAAAUAUUCCGUAGAUGCUGAGAAAGUCACCAACUUGUUGCAGUUGCCACAAUAUUUUGAUUUGGAAAUCUACACAACAGGGAGAUUAGAAAAGCAUUUGGAUGCCUUAUUACGACAGAUCCGAGAUAUUGUAGAAAAGCACACAGACACUGAUGUUUUGGAAGCUUGCUCUAAAACCUACCAUGCACUCUGUAACGAAGAGUUCACAAUCUUUAACAGAGUGGACAUUGCAAGAAGUCAGCUAAUAGAUGAACUAGCAGACAAAUUCAACAGACUUCUUGAAGAUUUUCUGCAAGAGGGUGAAGAGCCUGAUGAAGAUGAUGCUUAUCAGGUUUUAUCAACAUUAAAGCGAAUCACUGCUUUUCAUAAUGCUCAUGAUCUGUCAAGAUGGGACUUGUUCAGUUGUAACUACAAGUUAUUAAAAACAGGCAUUGAGAAUGGAGACAUGCCUGAACAGAUUGUUAUUCAUGCACUGCAGUGUACUCACUAUGUAAUCCUUUGGCAGCUAGCAAAAGUUACUGAGAGCAGUUCCACAAAGGAGGACCUUCUACGCUUAAAGAAGCAGAUGAGGGUGUUCUGUCAAAUCUGCCAGCACUACCUUACCAAUGUAAAUACAGCUGUUAAAGAACAGGCCUUCACUAUUUUGUGUGAUGUGUUAAUGAUCUUCAGCCAUCAGAUUAUGUCAGGAGGACGUGACAUGUUAGAGCCACUAGUUUAUACUCCUGAUUCGUCGUUGCAGUCUGAACUGCUGAGCUUUAUUCUUGAUCAUGUCUUCAUUGACCAGGAUGAUGAUAGCAACAGUGCAGAUGGACAGCAAGAUGAUGAAGCUAGUAAGAUUGAAGCUUUGCACAAAAGAAGAAAUUUACUGGCAGCUUUUUGUAAACUUAUUGUAUAUACUGUGGUGGAAAUGAAUACUGCUGCAGAUAUUUUUAAGCAAUAUAUGAAGUAUUACAACGACUAUGGGGAUAUUAUCAAAGAAACGAUGAGUAAAACAAGGCAAAUAGACAAAAUCCAGUGUGCAAAGACUCUGAUUCUCAGUUUACAACAGCUUUUCAAUGAAAUGAUUCAAGAAAAUGGGUAUAAUUUUGACAGAUCAUCACCAACAUUCAGUGGCAUUAAAGAAUUAGCUCGACGGUUUGCUUUAACAUUUGGACUUGAUCAACUGAAAACAAGAGAAGCCAUUGCUAUGUUACACAAGGAUGGCAUAGAGUUUGCUUUUAAAGAGCCUAACCCACAAGGUGAGAGCCAUCCACCUUUAAAUUUGGCUUUCCUUGAUAUAUUGAGCGAGUUCUCUUCCAAACUUCUCAGGCAAGACAAAAAGACUGUGUAUGUUUACCUGGAGAAGUUCAUGACCUUUCAGAUGUCUCUCCGAAGAGAAGAUGUGUGGCUUCCACUCAUGUCUUACAGGAACUCUUUGCUAGCUGGGGGUGAUGAUGAUACCAUGUCAGUCAUUAGUGGAAUCAGUAAUCGUGGAUCUACAGUAAGGAACAAGAAAACAAAGCCAGCCACAGGGAAGCGGAAACUACCUGAAGCUGAGGAAAGCAGCAGCAGUGACAGCAUGUGGAUGAACAGGGAGCAGACCAUGCAUACGCCUGUCAUGAUGCAGACACCACAGCUCACUUCCACCAUCAUGAGGGAACCCAAAAGGUUGCGGCCCGAAGAAAGUUACAUGGGUGUCUAUCCAAUGCAAGCUGAACACCAUCAACCUCCAAUCGACUACAACACACAGGUCACAUGGAUGUUGGCGCAAAGGCAACAAGAAGAAGCAGCCAGGCAGCAGCAGGAGAGAGCAGCCAUGAACUACGUGAAACUCAGAACUAACUUGCAGCAUGCCAUUCGACGUGGCACCAGCCUAAUGGAGGAUGACGAGGAGCCAAUUGUUGAAGAUGUUAUGAUGUCAUCCGAAGGACGCAUCGAGGAUCUCAACGAAGGCAUGGAUUUCGAUACCAUGGAUAUAGAUCUACCACCAUCAAAGAACAGGAGAGAAAGAACAGAGCUCAAGCCGGAUUUCUUUGAUCCUGCAUCAAUCAUGGAUGAAUCUGUUCUUGGGGUAUCAAUGUUUUAAUACCAGUACAACGAUAACUCCGUGGUGAAGUCAUUUUCUAAAGUGGAAGAGGAGAUUUUUAAAAUAAAAAAUUGUGGUAGAUACAGUGAUAUUCUGAGCAAGAUUUUUUUUCUCUAAGGAGAACGAUGUGCUUACAAGAUCCAGUACAUUGAAGGGGCAGUUUUGUUUGCCUGAUAUAUAAAGGACAAGUAAACAACUUGAGGAUAAGCUAUAGUUUCUGUUGGCAAACCAGUAUUUUAUUUAUGUAAUAUUAGUUUAUUUCCAAAUCAUAGUAAAUAUCACUUUUUUUAAAAAAAAAUCCUUGCCAUUGAGGAGAUGCUUGGUAUAUUUUCAAGCCUCCCUCUUUAUAAUCUGUUGGAUGCAUUCAUAUAAUUAUGACUUCUAGAUUAUUGUUGAAAACAUGAGCUGAAAUAAUGGGAUGGCUUGAUUUCGAACCAUGGCAUUUGCGGAACUCAGAGUUAAAGCAUUUUUUGAUGAGGCGCUUUAAAUUCUGCACCCAGAAUUGUAGCUUCAACAGAAGCUUUGUUUCAGUUAUGAUAAUCAUAGAAAGUAAUGAACUUGCAAGCUGAUUAUUUUACUCAAAAGCUUUUUAGAAUCUUAACAAGGAGAAGCGCAAAACAUCCCAACACUUCCUUAUUGCAUAUUCAUGAAAUAUUCAGGAACCAUAAACUGCCAGAAAGCACUGAGAUCAAUCCUCCUUACCCAUUAAUGGCCCUGAGAGUUUGCUUGUCCUUUAAGAAAAAUGUAAUGUUGUGAAAUUCCUUCCAGUAGUGGCCACUGUAUUUUGUCUCCAAAUAAAGAAGCUUAUUGUAGUAUGUUUGCAGAAAAAAAUUCUAAACAAAAAAAUAUACAGCUUAUUAGAGUGUGGGAAUAGGGGUCUAAAUUUUAAAUAAAGUAUAUAUAUAUAAAUAUAUAUAUAAAUUGGUGCUGAUUUUAUAAUUGCGCAGUUUGUUUAGUUUUUUCUUACUUUUAAAUUCCAACUUAAAAAUUAUGAGGUUUCAGAAAUAUAUUGAAAGUUUAACAAUGUUUAAAAAUAGAUAAGCAUGAGAAUUCAUGCUUUAAAAUGAUUUUUAAAUUUGUAUUUUAUAUUGUUUUAUCUAUCUCUGUCUUUGCAAGCAGUCUUCAGGUUUAAUGAUACUUCUAACAGGUUACAGUACAUUUCCUCUAUAUGUAAAUUGAAUUGGAAAUUAGAAAUUCAUCACUACCCCCAUAAUCUUUGAAAGCUAAGCUUUAAACUUCAUUUCAUGACUUCUUUCAUAAUUGAAUUUCAAUCAUUCUAAACAAAACAAACAUACGCGUGGAUCUAUGCCAUUUUGACACCAACUUAUUCUGCAAGGCUUAGGCAGCUAAACAUCACUUAAAGGAAAUGUUAACUUAUAUUACAUAUGUAUAUUUUUUGUCAGUUUUCUCUCAGUUCUUGAGGUAUAUUAUUUCUAAUCAUUCCAUGCGCCUUAAUACGCUUGCAAUACAAUAAUUUCCUCAAAUAAGCAAAUAUUAAAAGGCCUCUUACUCAUUCAACAAAUCCAAACCUUGGGCUGUGGUAGCCAUAAACCAUAGGUUCUCUAAAGGAUCAUGAUUACAUAAUUAUUUUGAAAAAUCAUGUUUUAACAAACACAGAACCAGACCUGCCUAGCUCCAUUUUGCAUAAAUACUAACUAUCAUGUCUAAAAGUACUGCCUAUAUUGCUUUCCCCCCUUUCACACCACUGCGUUUAAAUAGAACUGCUGAAAGGACUGAAUAUAUGAUUUUAAACUUAAGUUGAUUUUUUCUUACUCUUGAAGGAGUGUUUCUUUGUGAAAGCAGUUCUUACAGCUUUAUGUUUUCAAACUAAAAAUGUUUUAUAUAUUUACCUUAACCUGUUGUCCUCCACAUUCUAUUGUCCUAAUUGUACUGUUUUCUGAUUUGUAUUUAUGUCUUGAGACAAGUAACUUUUUGAAUAAAAAUAAACCUACAGUAUGUUGUAAGUUUGAUCUUUUUGAAUCAAGGGUAGAGGAAGAAAAAGAGUGUGAAUGGUGCAAAUGUUAUGUUUAUAAAAAUUAAAGCUUUUUCCAUGUCUUUUAAGUGUUUGUCUCAGAAUUGGGAUAAUGUAUGGAAAACUGCACUGUUUUAUAUUUGUAAUAAAUUGUACAAGUUUUUAAAAUGUGAAUAAAGCACUAAUUGGGUUAAUAAUUUAAA